Messenger RNA from Periconia digitata, 240 nucleotides. The record is from the annotation of a GenBank genome assembly. NCBI's taxonomy places the organism in Eukaryota, Fungi, Ascomycota, Dothideomycetes, Pleosporales, Periconiaceae.
CCCAUCAACGUGAGUCUGCCUAUGUGUCUGCACAUUGCACGCAGUCUGUCAAAUAACCGGUUUUCCAUGCUCCCUCCCAUCGCCAUGCCGUGCAGUCAUCAUAGCUACAUAGGUGGUAGACACGGCCGCGUCGUUGUUUUUACCCGUCUACUAUCUCUCUCUCUCUCGCACACUCCGUCUCCCAUCUGCAGUUCCAACAUCCCCCCUGAACCGCCGAAUCAGAGCGCAUUCAUCUCCUGA